AUGUGUAAAAAGAGUCAGUUACGAAACUACGACCAAGAGGCUAACACCUCAAAACAUUCAACUAUUGAAGAAUUUGGGCCUGAAAGUAAUCGAGAAGGAACAAAGAAGAAGAUAACAAGAAAAAUGGAAGAUGAAGAUGUGUUAAAUAUUGCAAAUCCAAUUGUCUACAAUGAAUCUAUUGCUCACUAUGAGAUUCAUGCUCAUCUACCAUAUGCCUCAGCAACAUUUAAUAACAGUGAUGAAAUAAGAAUAGCUGUACAAAAUCAGGAUCAUUGUGUGUUGCCAAGCAAAAGUUGUUUGCAUAUUCAAGGAAAAUUAGUAAAAGAAAACGGAUUACCAGUUAUACAUACUAGAUUUGUCAACAAUGCCAUCUGUCAUCUGUUUGAAGAAGCUCGUUAUGAACUUAACGCUAUCGAAAUUGAUAAAACUAAAAAUGUUGGUCUUACAACUCUCAUGGAAAAUUACGUUUCAGUCUAUGGAGUUCAAAGUAAAUUUUUAGAAAACGCUGGUUGGUUUUCGACUUGUAACGCAAAUACUGUUCUUGUUAAUAACCUUGGAAAUUUUGAUAUUUCAAUACCAUUUAAUAUUCUAUUUGGCUUUGCUGAGGACUACCAAAAAAUUAUUGUUAAUGCAAGGCAUGAAUUAAUUUUAACCAGAGCAAGAAUUGAUGUGAAUGCGAUUCUGCAGACAGGUGAAGAACAAAUUAGAGCAGCCAAUCAUGUCGGGACAGUUAAAACAUCAACACAGUUGGAAAAACCUCGUUUCAUAAUUUUAGGUUUUCAGACAAAUCGAAAAAAUGUUAAUAAUAGAAAUGCUAGUCAUUUUGAUCAUUGUCAAAUUACAAAUGUUAAAUUAUUUUUAAACAACCAAAGUUAUCCAUAUGGAAAUUUGAAUUUAGAUUUUGAUAAACGACACUAUGCAAUUCCUUAUGAUAUCUAUACCAAUUUCCAAGCGAGCUAUUACAAUAAGGAACAGCAACCAUAUUUGUCAAAAAAUGAGUUUCUUGAAUAUGCUCCACUUAUAGUAAUUGAUUGUUCAAGACAAAAUGAGUCAAUAAAAUACGGCCCUGUUGACAUUCGUCUUGAAUUUGAAGCAAAGGAAAAUUUACCUGACCAAACAGCAGCUUAUUGUCUUAUUUUACAUGAUAGAAUUGUUGAGUACAGACCAAUUAGUGGUGAGGUUAAAGAAAUUGUUUGA
Messenger RNA from Leptopilina heterotoma, 1197 nucleotides. RefSeq lists its product as uncharacterized. NCBI's taxonomy places the organism in Eukaryota, Metazoa, Arthropoda, Insecta, Hymenoptera, Figitidae. The transcript is spliced from 3 exons. The record is from RefSeq and is a predicted model, not a curated record. The coding region runs from base 1 to 1197 and encodes 398 amino acids.